Messenger RNA from Juglans microcarpa x Juglans regia, 471 nucleotides. RefSeq lists its product as uncharacterized. The coding region runs from base 1 to 471 and encodes 156 amino acids. The transcript has a single exon. NCBI's taxonomy places the organism in Eukaryota, Viridiplantae, Streptophyta, Magnoliopsida, Fagales, Juglandaceae. The record is from RefSeq and is a predicted model, not a curated record.
AUGAAAGACCAACAAGAAAACAAUUCUCAUUUUCUCAAUUUCAGUAACCCAAACAACCCAUACCGAGUUGACAGUGGAGAUAAUACCACUAUCACACUCAUCAUUGAUCUUCUUACAUCAGAAAAUUAUGUGAUUUGGUCCCUAGCUAUGCGAUGGGCUCUUAGAGCAAGGAAUAAACUGGGGUUCAUCAAUGGAACCCUUAUCAGACUUGCUUCAUCUGAGGAUCCUCUGUUUAAUGCAUGUGACCGAUGCAAUGAUAUGGUUGGUACUUGGAUUCAGAACUCCAUCAGUGCUAUAGUGAAAUCAAGUGUGGCUUUUGUAGAGAAUGCUCAAGAUAUUUGGGAUGAACUUAGGGAUCACUUCACUCAGCAAAAUGGUCCUAGAAUAUUUCAACUGAAGAUGAGCUUGGCAAGCCUUCAACAAGAGCAAGAUCCUGUGAACAUAUACUAUGGUAAGCUCAAAACCCUAUAG